This is a messenger RNA of Monopterus albus (swamp eel), 2725 nucleotides long. Its product is annotated as serine/threonine-protein kinase 35-like. Gene Ontology annotation, cellular component: nucleus; cytoplasm. The transcript is spliced from 4 exons. The record is from RefSeq and is a predicted model, not a curated record. Bases 1 to 1164 code for a protein of 387 amino acids. Lineage: Eukaryota; Metazoa; Chordata; Actinopteri; Synbranchiformes; Synbranchidae. Gene Ontology annotation, biological process: protein phosphorylation; negative regulation of G2/MI transition of meiotic cell cycle. Gene Ontology annotation, molecular function: ATP binding; protein kinase activity.
AUGCCCACUGUCAGCAAGAGAGAAGUUAUGGAUAUCUGUGGGAACAAGAGGAGAAAGGUAAGCGGCGGUGUGCGGGGCUGCAGGCGCAGCGGGGCCGGGAAGAUGAGGCGUGGGGCUUGCAAGGUCCUCCGCUCCCUCGCGGUGCACGACAACAACCAUACGAAGGACGAGGAAGAGGACGACGACUGCUUCUCCAUCAGCUUCCUCCGGAGCGACCGGCUGGACCCCGCCGCGGCGCUGUCGCCCCGGUACAAGCUGGCCCUGGCCGAGUUCUGGGCCCUGACGAGCCUGGAGAACCGACACCAGAAUGUGGUGCAGCUGGAGGAGUGCGUCCUGCAGCGGAACGGUCUGGCCCAGAAGAUGAGCCACGGAAACAAGAGGUCCAAACAGUACCUGCGCCUGGUGGAGACCUCCCUCAAAGGCGAGCGCAUCCUGGGUUACCCAGAGGAGCCGUGCUACCUCUGGUUCAUCAUGGAGUUUUGUGAGGGUGGAGACCUCAACCGGUACGUCUUGUCCCGCCGGCCUGACCCCCAGACCAACAGGAGCUUUAUGCGUCAGUUGACGAGUGCAGUAGCUUUCCUACACAAGAACAACAUAGUCCAUCGCGAUCUGAAGCCAGACAACAUCCUCAUCACACAGAGGUCUGGAUCCCCUGUCCUCAAAGUGGCUGACUUUGGCCUCAGUAAAGUCUGUGCUGGCCUCAACUCCAAGACCAGUGAAGAACACCCUGCGGCGAGAGCGGAUGGCAGAGGCAGUGACCAGAAUGACUUUGUCAACAUAAACACAUUCUGGCUGUCGUCAGCUUGCGGCUCAGACUUCUACAUGGCCCCUGAGGUGUGGGAGGGCCACUACACAGCCAAGGCUGAUAUAUUCGCCCUGGGCAUCAUUAUCUGGGCAAUGAUUGAGCGGAUCACCUUCAUCGACGCAGAGUCUAAGCGUGAACUGCUGGGUACCUACAUCCGGCAGGGCACAGAGAUCAUGCCUGUUGGGGAGGCUCUGUUGGAGAACCCCAAGAUGGUCCUCCACAUCCCUCAGAAGGCCAGGAGCUCCAUGUCGGAGGGGGUGAAGAAACUACUCCUGGACAUGCUCGCAGUCAACCCUCAGGACCGACCAGACGCGUCCCAGCUGGAGAUGCGGGUGGACCAAGUCACGUGCGCUGCGUGACAGUGCCCACCUUUCCAAAAUCUCUCCUUUUUACCCUAACCAUUGGAAGAAGGGAGCUCCUCCCUUUCUAGCUUUGUUUACUCUGUAGACGUGGACUCCAGUGGGAAAGGGGACCCUGACAAAUUGAACUGAAGAAUCCCAGUUUGAGUGGGAGGUGAUGGACUGGCUGGUGAUUCCAAAACUGUGGCCCAGGAACGGACAGAAUGCAGCCCAGACCCCAGCAGUGCACCCCAGCAGCAUCCAGUUCCAGUCUGGUGACACUCGUUCCCAGUAUCCCCAGGAUAGGUCUGCUCUUUAACACAUGCAGUGUUCUGUGCUGUAUCAGUGUUCUCCGGUCGAGACAUGGGCUAGCCAACAUUUUACUGUUGAUAGUAUGAGGACUCCUACAGAUUGCACUACACCACCCCACCCCACACAACCUCAUGCCUUAAAGACCUUUAAAUAAAUGAGUCGGUGUGUUAUGGUGGAGGCUGACACACCCAGACAAACUGAUCACUGUGGGAGCAUUUUAAGCAAAAUCCCAGGCUGCAACGAUGUCAAGACAGAGUGUAAAGCUGAAACUAAAACCAAGAUACUGUCAUCGAAGAUUUAGCAUCAGUGGCACAUGAACACCUGUGAAUAUUAACAGUUAUGUCGAUUUGAAGGUGGACUACAACUUGAUUCACAAUUCAGAGGCAGCAGGUGUGUAUCAGCUCCAUAUGGUGCUGUUGCAGUUGUGAUCAGUCAGUGUCCAGGAGGGAAUUCAUACUGGUUUUACUGGGCAUUCUUUUCUGAUGAAUCUGUCUGUUAACAUGUUUGCUAAGCUACAGUGUGACCAAGAGGGAAAGGUGAUAAUGUGGGGUCUGUGAGGGACUGGUCACAAACUGAAGUAACACACUGAAUUCAACACGGAAAGUCAUUAGGAGACACUGGGUGUUGCUCUGUGCUCUACUGGCCCAGUUUUAAGGUUUCUGAUGGGAUCAGCCUGACAUCUGAGCAGUUUGGAGCCACAUGAGGCUGAAUUCAUCUGAGGACUCGCACAGGAAGCUUGAAGAUUUGUCAUCUGGGAAUAAUCUCAGAGAGCAGCUCCUUCCUUCCUCUCUUUAUUAAAGUGCUUCAAACUGUUUGCUGUGGCAGAUCAGACUGCCUAGAGCGCAGUCAGGCAGAGGGCGGUGGUUUGAUUCGUGAAACCAAUCACUACAAGGGAACCCUGGUCUUAAAAAUAUUGAACCACAAGCCACAUGAACAGGUGAGAUGGUACUUGAAGCAACAAAAGCAAACGGGGGCAGCUGAAGCACAGAGGACGGUGGUGAGCCUGAACAGGGUUGGUAUAAAACUUGCACCUUCCAGCACAUACUGUGCCAGAGAGGUGGGUUCUUAUCGCUGUGUAGCAACUGUGUCACGUUUUCUAGUUUGGUCCUACCUCAUUCUUAGCACUCGGUAAUGUCCGACCUACCUUAACGGUCUCAUUACUGUCUUUCUGGAACACAACAGAUGUUUACCUCAGACUCUUCAGUCCUGGACCUCCUGUGACAGACUUCUCUGUGUUUGGCUUAGCUACAGCUACCACCUAGUUCUUCCU